Triplophysa dalaica is the source of this 3565-nucleotide messenger RNA. RefSeq names its product transmembrane protein 267 (gene tmem267). The transcript has 3 exons. NCBI's taxonomy places the organism in Eukaryota, Metazoa, Chordata, Actinopteri, Cypriniformes, Nemacheilidae. The record is from RefSeq and is a predicted model, not a curated record. The coding region runs from base 75 to 782 and encodes 235 amino acids.
ACGGAACAAACAGUCCGUCAGACCGGUGAGGUGGAUGAAAUGAGUUGCUGACCCCCCCAUGGAACAGGCCAGCGAUGAGGGGCUUUUAUUCAAAGCUGGACUCCUCAUCUUUGGGCAUGGCUAUGCCCCUGAACCUGGCUGUAGAGACAGAGAAAGCUCAGGCCCUGCUCCAGACCUUCAGCACUGCCUCUCUGCUGGCCAGCACAGGCCUGGGAGCUUUCUGUUUUCUCGCUGAUCACUUUCUGACCCUGCCUUUCAUCCAGGAGCAUCUAUGGCUCAGGGCUGUGCUGGAUAAUGGGGUCCACGGUGUAGUUGGGCUCUGGUCCUGGGCCAUUGUGAUUGGCUUGAGGAAGAAAAGUGACUUCUAUGAAGUCGUUUUGGCUGGGUUCCUGGCCUCUGUCAUUGACCUGGACCACUUCUACUUGGCUGGAUCACUGUCGCUUAAAGAUGCUUUGAGUCUGCCCCAUCGGCCGCCCCUGCACUGCUCCACACUGAUCCCAGCGCUGUGCUUCUCUCUGCGCUUCCUUAUGUGGGCGUGCCGACUGAAGGACUCGUGGUGCUCCCUGCCCUGGAUGCUGUUCAUCUCACUGGCCUCGCACCAUAUCCGGGACGGCUUUCGUCGAGGCCUCUGGGUCUGUCCAUUUGGAAACACGGCACCCAUCUCCUACUGGCUCUACAUCACCAUCACGGCCACGCUGCCCCACCUGUGCUCUGUGCUAAUGUAUCUGACCGGUACAAGAGACAUGAUAUCCACCAAACAUGGUGUCACCAUUGACGUCUGAUACACUUUUAUUAUGACGCUUUUUUUAGGAAAGUUAAACACUUCAAACAUUUCCAUUCCUGCUUAGCCUCACAUACAAAGAUGGCUUUGUAUUGUUCCUGCAGUAUGUUUGAUAUUUUUAAAUAGUCGGUAAGGUGGGAAAUAAGGUUGUAUUGACUGUGACUGUGAAUAUUGACUGGGGCUUAUUUUUCAGCUUCUCAUAUUAGGUCCGGGCAAUUUGGCUAGGUUUGUUUUUUAGCAUUUGCUCUGAAAUGCUCUAAUACAACAAUACCAGGUAAUAGGCAGAAACAGUAAAUAUUUUUACUAAAACAUUUUACUAUGUUGAAAGCAACAUUUAAACAGUAACUGUGAGCAGCUUGUGGGGGAAGUUAAUCAGUUUUGUAUUUCGGCAGACAGUUUAACUCGUAUAAAUGAAUUUAACUUACACUUGUUUUUGUUUCCAGCUGUAGAAACAGAGAUGCUGUAACUAGUCUAGAGACAUUAUUUUUAAGGAAACUUAGGGCGCUUUCUCACCUUUAGUUCGGUUAAUUGGUCCGGAUCAAUUAAAAAAAAAUCUACAUUGUAACAUUUUUCAGUCCCUUUCACAACCACACUGAUUGCUUUGGUCCAAACCAGUCACAUGACAACACAAGGAACUUGUACAUCCCGCACAUGUAUGUACUGCUGGCAGAGUUUCAUUACCUGCUCCCGGCACUGUUCCACAGAUCUAUUAAAACCACUUUCCAUGAGUUGUUUGCUAAACCAUGAAAAUAUAUUGCUGUUCGUGGGUUAUCAAAAUGUUUCAAAACUGGUGAGACACAGAGUUUGUUAACAUUACUUACAUUAGGUAUAAAAAUACCAACGUAACAGUAGAUGAUUAAUAAUAAUUAAUGUAUUACCAUACCUUCGGAGCGGUUGUUCUUGGUAAAUUCAUAUUUGUUCUUUAAAAAUAUAUUAAGUAAUGCUAAUUUCAACAUCUUGAAACAUGAACAUGUACAUUUUACUGCAACUAAUGUUAAUGAAUUUUGGCUAUCAGCUUGUUAACCAGCUGAGGAACGUUCACUAGAGUAAAAUAGACCUAUAUGCUUGUUUUUCUUAUCAAGAACAUGUAAAACAAAAUAAACAAUAUAACCAUAUAUCACAGACAUUCAGUAUACAUUGCGUUUUGUUUUGUAUGUUCUCUUUUGGUAUUAUACCGUUCCGAACAGGUUUAAAUGAAGUUUUUAUGUAUUUUUUUCUAUUUUGUCCUUUGUUUUAACAUUAACAUCUCAAAUAUUCGAACAUGAAAUUAUUGAAAAAUGCCCAUCCCUAGGAUGGAAAAUGGUCAUCAGGCAAAUUUCUAUGAGGCUCUGCACCUUCUUAAAACUGACAAACUGUCAACAAACACUAUUCCUCACUCCAUAAUGCACAGAUGACUACGACAGCUGGUUUAGUUCACAAAAGUUCAGUACUUUUUGCAUUUGGGUCUGUUUGAGGUUGAAUCACGUUCUAACCCCACAAAAGAACCGCUCCUGGGUGCACACUCGAGUGCGAUUGCUGCAUUCACACCUGCCAAAACGAACCGCACCGAGAAGUAAAACGAACUCUAGUGCGAUUCAACCGUUCUAAAUACCGUUUUAAAUGAGUCUGGUGAGAAAGCAGUCUUAAAGACCAGUCAUAUAGGUGUCAAUACAUUAUUCACUUAUCACAUAUUUUAUUCACAAUUUUGCCUAAUAUUAUAUUGGCAACUAAAUCAUUGCGUGUAAUGAGAAUUUGAUAUGUUGGACUAGUGUAGAUGGUCUCUUGUCAACUUACAUAUUUUAAGGCGUUAACACUGUUGUCAUAUUAAGUUUAGUGGCUUAUGCUUUAAACUCGUCUACUGGAUUAUUGCCAUUAGAUUUUUCCAGAUGAGAGAAGUCAUUGUUAAACUCAUACUGUGAAGAAUGAAAAGAAGAAUGGGUGUAUAUUGAUGUAUUGUGAGAGGUGAUGCUGUGUUGUAUAUUUAUGGUUGAAAACUUGCUGCAGGUGUAAUUGAAGGAUGUUUUCUACUGGCAUUUGUUUAACCUACAACAGUAUGAAGAUCUAUUCAAAUUACUGGACACUGAGACACCUGCUGCCUUUUUUAAAUCCAGGGAAUUAUUUAAUCAAAUCACUUUUGUUUUAUUUAAACCACUUGCUAAUUCUUACACCAUUGUAACACUGCUCUUCACUGUCUUUAUACACACUGUAGUUUUCACUGCAAAAGGGUUUUUGUGUCAUUGUAAUAAUUUCAAUAGUUUUAAAGGGAAGGUAUAUAAUUGGAAGACGUGCAAGUCAUGUUGUUGAAAACAGACUGAAAAAUCAAAAACUGUUGUCAUAGAUUGCUGUUGGGCAGACGUUCUUAAACUAAAAUCUUGGUAUUUUCUUUGAUUCAAUCAAAUCAGACAUUGGUAAGUAUUAGUAUGUACGGUACAUGUAGUUGCAGUGCUCAUUGUGUGAAUAUAUGAUAUCAUAUAUUAUUGACAUUGUGUUUUUGGAAGCAAGGAUCAGGAUCCACAUUGAACAGCCCUGUCAAAAAGGACUCAAACAGUUGAAAUGUGUGUGUUGUGUUUUAAUGUGGAUACACAAAAUGCCCUUCGCUUUAAUUGAACUGCACAUGUAUUUAUCUAACAUGGUGUGUGUUUUAUUUAGCUGCUACUGUUUAUUUUACAGUUAUUUGUUUACUGUGUAAGUUUUUUACAUAUUCUUUAUGUGCAUUUUUGCACAUUUAAUUUAUAUUUGCCUGUUUUAUGUUGUCAUUUGAUGCUUUGUCAUAAAAUAAAAGUCAUUAUUUAUGCAGUUAUCACA